GGGCCCGCCCCCCCGGGACUCGGCGCCGAAGCCGCGCUCGCCCGCGGGGGACCGAGCGCGCCGCCGGGGCUAGACAGCCGCGUAGUCCGAGGAGCGCGGCCGGGAGCUGAGAGCCGGACAGAGCGGUGCGCGGGAGCUAUGAUGUCGACCUACAAGCGGGCCACGCUGGACGAGGAAGACCUGGUGGACUCGCUCUCCGAGGGUGACGGGUACCCAAACGGCCUGCAGGUGAACUUCCGCAGCCCCCGGAGUGGCCAGAGAUGCUGGGCUGUGCGAACCCCGGUCGAGAAGCGUCUGGUGAUAUUGGUGGCACUUCUUGCAGCAGGACUGGUGGCCUGCUUCGUAGCACUGGCUGUGCAGUACCGGACAAGAACGCCCCCAGUGUGCCUGAGCCAGGCCUGUGUCUCAGUGACCAGCUCCAUCUUGAGUUCCAUGGACCCCUCGGUGGACCCCUGCCAGGACUUCUUCACCUAUGCCUGCGGCGGCUGGAUCAAAGCCAAUCCCGUGCCUGAUGGCCACUCACGCUGGGGGACGUUCAGCAACCUCUGGGAACAUAACCAAGCCAUCAUCAAGCAUCUCCUCGAAAACUCCACAGCCAGUGUGAGUGAAGCAGAAAAGAAGGCCCAAGUAUACUACCGUGCAUGUAUGAACGAAACCAGGAUCGAGGAGCUUAAGGCCAAGCCCCUGAUGGAGCUGAUUGAGAGGCUCGGGGGCUGGAACAUCACAGGGCCUUGGGACAAGAACAACUUCCAGGACACCCUGCAGGUGGUCACCUCCCACUACCGCACCUCGCCCUUCUUCUCCGUCUACGUCAGUGCCGACUCUAAGAACUCCAACAGCAAUGUGAUCCAGGUGGACCAGUCUGGCCUGGGCUUACCCUCAAGGGACUAUUACCUGAACAAAACUGAAAAUGAAAAGGUGCUGACGGGAUACCUGAACUACAUGGUCCAGCUGGGGAAGCUGCUGGGCGGCGGGGACGAGGACGCCAUCCGGCUGCAGAUGCAGCAGGUCCUGGACUUUGAGACAGCCCUGGCCAACAUCACCAUCCCCCAGGAGAAGCGUCGAGAUGAGGAGCUCCUCUACCACAAAGUGACGGCGGCCGAGCUGCAGACCUUGGCCCCUGCCAUCAACUGGCUGCCCUUCCUCAACACCAUCUUCUACCCUGUGGAGAUCAACGAAUCGGAGCCGAUCGUUGUCUACGACAAGGAGUACCUCGGGCAGGUGUCUACCCUCAUCAACAACACCGACAAAUGCCUGCUGAACAACUAUAUGAUCUGGAACCUGGUGCGGAAGACAAGUACCUUCCUCGAUCAGCGCUUUCAGGACGCCGAUGAGAAAUUUAUGGAAGUCAUGUAUGGGACCAAGAAGACCUGUCUUCCUCGCUGGAAGUUUUGUGUGAGUGACACAGAAAACAACUUGGGCUUCGCCCUGGGCCCCAUGUUUGUCAAAGAGACCUUCGCCGAGGACAGCAAGAACAUAGCCAGCGAGAUAAUCCUGGAGAUUAAGAAGGCAUUUGAGGAAAGCCUGAGCACCCUGAAGUGGAUGGAUGAAGACACAAGGAAAUCAGCCAAGGAAAAGGCAGAUGCAAUCUACAACAUGAUAGGCUACCCCAACUUUAUCAUGGACCCCAAGGAGCUCGACAAAGUGUUCAACGACUACACGGCAGUUCCGGACCUCUACUUCGAGAACGCCAUGCGGUUUUUCAACUUCUCAUGGAGGGUCACUGCUGACCAGCUCAGGAAGGCUCCCAACAGAGACCAGUGGAGUAUGACCCCUCCCAUGGUGAACGCUUACUACUCUCCCACCAAGAAUGAAAUUGUGUUUCCGGCCGGAAUCCUGCAGGCCCCGUUCUACACCCGCUCUUCACCCAAGGCCUUAAAUUUUGGUGGCAUUGGUGUCGUCGUGGGCCAUGAGCUGACUCAUGCUUUUGAUGAUCAAGGACGGGAGUACGACAAGGACGGGAACCUCCGGCCCUGGUGGAAGAACUCGUCCGUGGAGGCUUUCAAGCGGCAGACCGAGUGCAUGGUGGAGCAGUACGGCAACUACAGUGUGAAUGGGGAGCCGGUGAACGGCCGCCACACCCUCGGGGAGAACAUCGCCGAUAACGGGGGCCUGAAGGCAGCCUAUCGGGCCUACCAGAACUGGGUGAAGAAGAACGGAGCUGAGCAGACGUUGCCCACCCUCGGUCUUACCAAUAACCAGCUCUUCUUCCUGGGCUUUGCGCAGGUCUGGUGCUCCGUCCGCACGCCCGAGAGCACCCACGAAGGCCUCAUCACUGAUCCCCACAGCCCCUCCCGCUUCCGGGUCAUCGGCUCCGUCUCCAACUCAAAGGAGUUCUCCGAACACUUCCGCUGCCCACCUGGCUCACCCAUGAACCCGCACCACAAGUGUGAAGUCUGGUGAGGGGCAAAGCACCCAAAGCUCAGACUGAGGAGGGGGAGGGGCUGAGGACAAGCCCUCAGGGUGGAGCCAACAAGGCUGUCCCCUCCAUCCAGUGCCCACGAUGUCACCCAGCCCCCUUGGCCACCCAAGGCUCCCUACCCCGCACUGGAGGGUUUUCAGCCGGAACUGAGCCUGUGAUGUGGGUUCUUAGCAUAAUCCGAGAUUUGAUCCCCUGUGAAGACCCUGUCAUCCCAGGCACGCGUGUGUCAACUCUAACGGGCAUUUGGGUGUCAGGCUGGUUGCUCCCCAGGCCUGGGCCCCACACCGACAAGGGCAAUGGGCACAGCCCCAUGGCCACAUCCAGCGCCAGAUGCACCACAAACACCACUGUGUCAAAUGCUUUAAAGAUAUAUUUUUGGGGAAACUAUUUUUUAAACAUUGUGGAAUACACUGGAAAUCUUCAGGGAAAUAAUGCAUUUAAAACACUUUUUUUUUUUAAGGGAAGGAUUGGUAUAUUUAUUAUGUUCUGUUUUUCUAAAUAACCUGUGGACAAGGGAAGCCCCACUGACUGACCCCUCUCUCUUCCUCACUCGCUGCAAGGUUGGGCUUCAGCAGUGAUCCCCAGUCCAGUGAGCAGGUCCCCCAAGAGAGAGCUGCCUCAGGCCUUGGGAUAUAGGAGUUCAGCCUCCCUCCAUCACCUGGUUCUGCGGUCACCUGGUGCAGAGGACAGGCAUGGAGGCCAGGCCGAGGAAAAGGCCAACCCUCUUCGAGUGCCUGCCUCUGUCCCCAGAGUCCAGCAAUGGGAGCCCCAUCAAGGCAGGUCUGAUCCCCAAAGUUACAGCAGGGGGCUGAUGGCUGCAGCAGCGGGAUGCUAGGUCAGGGCUGUCAAACCCGGUCUGCGGUUCCCGAGUACCCUGGAUCUGGACCGCAGGAGUCCUGUGAGCUUGAGAAACGCCCGCUCCGCCCAUCAGACAUACUCUCCUAUGCCAUAGAUGUCUUCUUUCUGUCCCUUCUUUUUCGGCUGCCCCAUGUCUGUCCCAGGGGCCUGUUGCCUCUCUGCAGCCAUGCCCCCACCCCAGCCACUUCAGGGUCUGCCUUGCCGACCCUCUUCGCCAGGGGAGGAAGAAGAAAACAGCUCUCAUCACCCACAGGGUCCAGAUCCUCCCUGUGAACUCCGGCCUCCACAGCCCGGCCUGGAGCUGGCUCCUGGGACUGCAGCCAUCCCCGCCCUCUCUUCUCUAGUGCCUUAUCUGAGGCUGUAACCCCGGGCGCACCCCACGGAGACAGCCCCUCACUCCCAGGGCCCCUUGGCUCCUCAGUGAAGCUCCCAAGUGUCCUGACCAGAACCUAAGGCCAUACCCCUUAUCCCAUGACCCACAGCUGCCUCUUACAGCAAUGCCAAGCACUGGCCUGCAGGUCAGGGGCACCAAGGCCAGGCGUCUGAGGGACCCCUGGACUUUCCCUGGGCUCCAGCCCACUGUCAGCCCCUUGGGGGUCUACAAGUCCAAGAUGGUGUUCGUAGCUAGUUGGAAUCCUCUCCUUGGGGAGUGCUUUCAGUCGGGAGGCCGCGAGAAGAAGGUUCUCCCAGCCCGGUCAGUCUGGCCUGUGGUGUCAGGGGACCAGGAAUGGCACCCCUCCCUGAGUCCACAGUUCAGGAGCUCCCCCAGGUGGAGCUAAUCAUAGUCCCCUCUGGUUAUCUGGGGAAGCAGGCAACUGGGACUGCGGCCGGAGCAGCCAGUGCCAGCCACGGUUCUGCCAUCUGGGCAGCCCUGGCGGCCUGGCCAGGCCCCGCUCACACAGCCACUCGCCCUGCCCAGGAAGCCAGAUCCCCCAUGUCCCAGCGGAGCAAAGCUCAGCCACUGCGUCAGCCACCUUCCGUUCAGCCCUGGAUCUACGGCAGGGCUGUUGGAAGUGGGUUCCUGAUGAGGCCCCCUGGUCCCCACAAGCGGCAGGCCUGGUAGUUCUUCCGAGGAAAGUAGGACAGGAGCCAGACGAGGAGCUUGAGUCAGGAGCCUGCCAUACGCACCUUGCCACAUAGAGUCGUCUUUCUCAGCCCUGGUGCCUUCCCUGUGCUCGCUCUUCCCCUACCCCCCCUGCUUCUGGCCUUGCCUUUGGGGGGUCAGCAGUCCCUGAGAGUGUCUGUCAGCACCAUGGACUGGGACCUCCAGCCAGAAGCAAGUGUCCUAGCGCUGAGGGUCCAGCCAGAGGGAACGUAGACCGCACGCUGCUUCAGGGUGUACUGUGUGUGGCGGGGGGGCAAGGGAGGGGACGUGGGGCCCAGCCCCGGAGGAAUGGAGAGACCCCUCUGCUUAAGCCCAGGGAGCCAAAAGGCUGGCUUCUCUGCAGGUACAUGGACAUGGGGUUUAGAGCUGGGAAUCUAUUUUUUGUAUUAUUGUUUUGUGCUACUGUAGUUUUUGGUGUGGCACUAUUGUAAUUGAAAUAAAGUACUUGUACC
Messenger RNA from Rhinolophus ferrumequinum (greater horseshoe bat), 4837 nucleotides. RefSeq names its product endothelin converting enzyme 1 (gene ECE1). Gene Ontology annotation, cellular component: plasma membrane. Gene Ontology annotation, biological process: peptide hormone processing. The transcript has 19 exons. Bases 139 to 2403 code for a protein of 754 amino acids. The record is from RefSeq and is a predicted model, not a curated record. Gene Ontology annotation, molecular function: metalloendopeptidase activity. Lineage: Eukaryota; Metazoa; Chordata; Mammalia; Chiroptera; Rhinolophidae.